Papilio xuthus (Asian swallowtail) is the source of this 1677-nucleotide messenger RNA. RefSeq names its product trypsin alpha-4. Gene Ontology annotation, molecular function: serine-type endopeptidase activity. Gene Ontology annotation, biological process: proteolysis. The record is from RefSeq and is a predicted model, not a curated record. The transcript is spliced from 8 exons. Bases 41 to 1402 code for a protein of 453 amino acids. Lineage: Eukaryota; Metazoa; Arthropoda; Insecta; Lepidoptera; Papilionidae.
UUUCAAUGUAAAACGAAGUCUAGAAGCAUUUCGUUGAAAGAUGCCAAUUAACUCAGCAGCAGUCUGGACCAUUCUUAUUGUUGUUGGUACUACAACAGGAAAGGAAAUAAUUUUUUCUGAAAGUAUUUCGGAAGCAAGUUACGGCAAUCUGUUUGAAAGUGCUGGUUAUCCUAAUGUUGGGGAUAUACCGCUACUAAAUAGAAAAAUAUUCAAAGGGGUUCGAGUGUCUGUACAAGAACAUCCGUAUGUUGUAAGUGUACGAAGGAUGCUCAGCCAUUACGUGACAGGAGCGCUAUUGACCAGGAAACUGGUAAUUACUGUGGCACACCCUCUAUCUAAAGUUCCUAUAUAUGAACUAGGAGUAGUAGCUGGACAGACUUAUUCCGACCGAGGAACUACUUUAAGAAGCGUGGUCCUGGUCAUCUUCCACGAGGAGUUCGACCCUUACACACUGAAUGCUGACCUGGCUCUACUAAGAUUAUAUGAAGAAUUCGUCUUUAAAAUAUCCGUAAAGCCGGUUGGUUUGAUCGCCCCGUCGUUAAGUGUAAACGAUAAAAGAGCUUUCGUUACUGGUUGGGGAAGGUGCGAUCUCACGGGGAAAGAAUUAUGUUUGCCGCGCUCCACGAAGUUUUAUCCGGACGAGAAAAUUGAUCCAAUGAUGAGAACAAUCUCGUUCGUUAUAACGUCACCUAAUUAUUACUGCGAGGGAUACGAACGUCAUGAAACUCGCCUGAAGCCGGGCAUGAUAUGCCUGGGUAUAGCACGGGAGGAGAACGCGGUGACCCCAUGUUUGGCCGUACCGGGUGCUCCGCUUGUCAUUGACGGACACCUCGCUGGAUUACAGUCGUGGGGUUUUGGCUGCGGAUACCAAAAUGAUCUGCCAUUAAUCUACACCGAUAUGCGCCAUUACCAACCAUGGAUUCUACACAAUGUGCCAAUUUUACGAAAUCUAACUCAAUACAAUUUGACAGAAAUGUUUCAAGCAACAAGAGCUUACAGCCUUUCAAAGUGGCUCACUUUAACGAGAGAAAAUUUCGAACCUUUGACUCUUACGUUUGUCGACAAACCGAUAUUACAAACAGAUUUGGACAAGGAACUGGCAAAGCUGAGAGGAACCGUCUUUGAUAUUAGAGAUUUUGUAUAUUCCGGUGAAAUUCAUUUAUUGAAAAGUGAAAUGUUUGAAAACAUAAGAAACAGCACAAAUCACGAACAUAGGAAUAUCAGUAGCGUUGUUACAGCUAUCACUACCAAACCAUUUUUAGAUAAAGACAAAUUCAAUAGUGAAGAAGAUUCUUCAGAUUUCGAAGAUAUCGAAAAUUCUACAACAAAAUUAAAUGUCAAUGAGACUGAUAGUGUUGAAUCGCAGUACAACGUUAACCAGUUACAAGAGUUUUAUAUUUAAAACUAGCUGUUGCCUGCGACUUUAUAGCCUAUGUGUUCUUCCAGACUAUGUUCUAAGUCUAUACUAAAUUUUAGCCGGAUUCGAUCAGUCGUUCCCGAGAUACCUUCAAACAUCAAUCCAUCUAUCUAAAAAAUCGCAUUUAUCAUAUUAGUAAGUUAUUACCAAUAAGUACCAAUUAUAUAUAUGUCCAUGAAACUAUGAUACUUUAGUUAUGUUUCCUCUGAGUGACUUAAGAAUUACCUGUAUCAGUGAGGCAAAAACAAAUUAUGUAUAGU